This is a messenger RNA of Gigantopelta aegis, 2186 nucleotides long. RefSeq names its product sushi, von Willebrand factor type A, EGF and pentraxin domain-containing protein 1-like. The transcript has 7 exons. Bases 45 to 1205 code for a protein of 386 amino acids. The record is from RefSeq and is a predicted model, not a curated record. Gene Ontology annotation, molecular function: carbohydrate binding. Lineage: Eukaryota; Metazoa; Mollusca; Gastropoda; Neomphalida; Peltospiridae.
GCGAAGAUAUAUUCCAUGUCGAAUGAGAACACCGCGUGUUCACGAUGGUGUCGGUGCAGGCUGUGUUGUGGAUAUUAGCAACACUUACCACUGUGACUGGGUUUUCACUCGAUGACAUCACAACACGUCACCAUCGUCUUCAUGGGUCAGAGUUCGCCACUGAGAUUGUGAAGAAUUUUCUUCAGUGUAAGAGUCUGUGUGAUCGCCGAUCUCUGUGUAAAUCUGUCAACUACAAUCUAAGAACAAGAGAGUGUACGUCAAACUUCCGGGACUCUUUGACGUCAGAUACACUUUUAGAUUCCACUGUUCCAGGUGUUAUAUUUGCAGAAAAACGUUCCUUGUCGAAGGAUAGUGGUGUCUGUGAUGACAGCCCAUGUGAAAACUCACACGUCUGUACUCUGUUCGGAGCUGAAAGAAAAUGCCUUGAAGAAGAAAUCAGUUGUGACGAACCUCCCGAUGUCCCAAAUGCCACCAAGUCAAAGACCGGAAGCUCUCUCAAUUCAGUUUGCACCUACAGAUGUAACCGCGGCUAUGCCGUUGCUAACGGAACGACAACGUCAUCGUGUGACGUAACAAGAAGAUGGACCCUAACAAACUUUACAUGUGCUGUGGACUGUGGGAUUCCAUCAGCAGACCAUGGCGAUGUUACAUACGAGUCCACCAUUUUGAACAGCCUUGCGUCUGUGAAGUGUAACGACUUGUUCCAAUUGUUUGGAAACAGCAGUUCAGCCAGGUGCGACUUAAACGGACAAUGGAGCGGUUUUGGGGAGUGUCGUCAGGUUGAAUGGAGAAAUGAGAAUACGGACUUACGUGCCUAUCUGCCAGAACCCAUGACAGAUGGAUGGGAGAUGAUCUUCAAGGGAACACCGGAGGCUUCGAUUGACCAUUUUGCCAUUAACUUCAUGGAUUCAGUGAGAAUACACUUCCAUUUCGACGUCCGAUUUAACCUGCACAAAAAGACGAAGGUAAUCAAAUUAAACGCAAAGUUGGAUACUGAUUGGGGAACCGCUGAAAUGCCUGCAUCAUUUCCCUUUGAAGAACUCGUCCCCUUCGAAAUACACAUAAAGCUUGAGUCUGGGGUAUUUAAGAUUUUCGUCAACGGGGCACACCUUCAUGAUUUCAAUCUGAGAUCUCCUGCUGAAAACAUCACCUUUGUUCACAUACUUGCAAGUGUGACCAUUGACGAUCUGAAGUUCAUAAUGUGAAAACCAAACGUGAUUUAACCCUUUAUGUGGUGAUCUUAGCAAAAGAUGGCUCGAACUUUUACAAACAAUCAAUCAAUCAAUCAAUCAAUCAAUCAAUCAAUCAAUCAAUCAAUCAAUCAAUCAUUCAAUCAAUCAAUCAAUUUUAUUUGUCAUAGCUGUCAUUCAGCCAUUGGCUGAAACUUACAACUACAAUGCGUGAUCAUUUUAUGCAACAUUGAACACGGUAAAUGACUAGUACAUUAACAAUAUUAUUUAUAAUAAUAAUAAAAUAAUAAUAAUAAUAAUAACAAAAGCUACAUAUAAUAUACAUACUAUUAGGAGGAAACCAGUACUAGAAUUAUGAUAACAACUCUUUUCGUAUUUGCAUAGAAUAGUAAAUAUAUUUUGAUAAACCUAAUACGCACUUGUUUGAUGUUAAGGAUAAAAGGCUUACAAACUUAUAUUAAGACGGCCAAGCACAAUAAUAUUUCUUUAAGCAACGUAGUCAUAUCUCUGUAACAAGGACAAACAAGUAAAACUGAUAUUAAUGUUUAGGUCCGUAGCCAAUAGGGGGUCGGGGGUCGGUCAAACCCCCCCCCCCCCCCCCCCCCCCCCCCCCACCGGUGACUUUUUUACCCUUUUUUUUCACUAUGCUCCCGGACCCCUCCUAAGCAACUCGGGUGCUUCGCACCCUAGUGUGAGGCACUUCGUGCCUCACCAUAAGACUAAACGACCCCUCCCCCCUCAAAAUCCUGGCUACGGGGCUUAUCUUCAAUGUUCAAUGUUACAAUACGACAGCUGCGCAUAAUACAAAUACACUAUUUGAUUGCUAAGUCAUUUCACAUAUCCUAUAAAUACAACCACUGAUCCAUACCUUUGUUUAUAUAAUUGGACUAUUUUAAAGGCAUAUUGUCACAGUCCACUGACCUAUUUAAAAGUCUAACAAAGUAUUACCUGAACAAACAUAAUUUGAUUUGUCCCUAAAUGUACUUUAUCCAACCA